ACACUGCCCUAGCUGCCCAUCCCCCCCACGUGCUCUCUGUCCAUCCAUCCAUCCAUCCACGCCAUGUACUAUUCAUCCACCUCUGCACCCCAAGCUCUCUCCAUCUCUCCACCUCAUUGCUCUUUAUAGUCUCUGCUCCAUGGCCACGGAUUACGCUCGCUGCCCUUCUCCAGUUCUACCUCCCGUGGGAGGUGCGGGGACCAGAGCUGGGCGCAGCCUUCAAGGCGUGGACGUGUGAAUCUCUAACAGGGCACGGUGACACUUUCAGUCACCCUUUGGACUCUGCCUGCCAGCCAGAGGGUCUGAGCUGGGUUUACAGGGCCCUGGAGCACCCCUGGGUUACAGAGUAACCAGCCCCCACCCAGGUGUGUUUGUUUUGGGCAGCUUUUAACGCUGCUCCCUGCUAGCACCGUGGACUUUGCUGUGCAAUUCAACUACGCGGCCCUGUGCUGGGAGGGGAAGCCCCAUCCUCAGGGCCUGGACCUGCCCUAACACCAGCCAUGCCUUCCUCCCGGGCCUGCCUCUCCAAGGCAUGAGGGAGCUGAGCAAUUGGCCCGUCCACAGGGCCGGGCCAGGCACCAGCCGCACGGCAGGACCCCAGGCUGCCGGGAGGCUGGGGAUGACAUCCCGUGCACAGUAGCCUCUCACUGACUGUGCAGUGCCCCAGCUGGGCUGCAGCCAGGCCGGCCGCAGCUUCUGAGCAGCUGGCUGGAGCACCGUGCUCGCAGGGUACUAAUCAAUGGGGCAAUGUCUAGCUGGCAGCCGGUCUCAUGUGGAGUGCCCCAGGGGUCGGUCCUGGGACUCGUUUUGUUCAAUUUCUUCAUGAACCACCUGGAAGAUGGGAUGCAGUGCACCCGCAGCAAGUUUGCAGAUGACACAAGCUGGGGGAGGUAGUAGAUAACCUGGAGGGCAGGGCUAGAAUUCAGAGUGACCUAGACAACUUGGAGGAUCGGGCCAAAAGAAAUCUCAUGAGGUUCAACAAGGACAAGUGCAAAGUCCUGCACUUAAGAGGGAGCGAUCCCCUGCACCGGGGCAGGCUGGGGGUGACGGGCUGGGCAGCAGCUCUGCAGAAAAGCACCUGGGGGGACAGGGGACAAGAAGCUGGACAGGAGCCAGCAGUGUGCCCUUGUGCCAAGAAGGUGACCGGCAUCCUGGGCUGCAUCGGUAGGAGCGGAGCCAGCAGAUCGAGGGAGGUGAUUCUUCCUUUUUAUUCAGCACUGGGGAGGCCACGUCUGGAGUCCUGUGUCCAGCUGUGGGCCCCCGCUACAGAAAGGAUGUGGACACAUUGGAGAGAGUCCGGUGGAGGGCAACGAAAAUGGUUGUGGGCUGGGGGACAGGCCUGGUGAGGAGAGGCUGAGGGAACUGGGCUGAUUGAGUCUGGAGAAGGGAAGACCGAGGGGGAUUGAAUAGCAGCCUUCACCUCCCUGCAGGGGGGCUGCAAAGAGGAUGGAGCUGGGCUGUUGUCAGUGAGGGCAGACAACAGGACAAGGAGCAAUGGGCUCAGGCUGCAGCAAGGGAAGCUGAGGUUGGAUAUUAGGAAAAACUUUCUCACUAGGAAAGUAUAAAGCAUUGGGACAGGCUCCCCAGAGAGGUGGUGGACUCCGCAUCCUUGCAGGUUUUGGAGACCCAGCUGGACAAAAUAUUGUCUGGGAUGAUGUAGUUGAGGCUGGUCCUGCUUUGAGCAGGCGGUUGGACUAGCUGCGACCUCUUGAGGUCUCUUCCAACCUGAAUUUUCUGUGAUUUUAACACCCCCCGGGCCCUGGCUGGGGGCUCCACGCAGCCAGACUCCACGCUGGGCAGGGCCAGUGUGGCUGGGGCUGCUCCCAGCCUGGGCUGAAGGGAGUGACCUGUGGCAGCCUUGGGGGAGACAGGCAGCUCCCCCCAGCCCUGACCCAGCUGGAUGCAGCCUCUGGCGGCACAGACAGGAGCUCUGUGGGCCCAGCGGGGCAGGCCUCGCAGUGGGCACGUGCAGCUCCAUGCACGCCUCCCCACCUGAGUGCCAGCCCAGCUCCACCCGGACCAGGAGGACCUUGUGCUGCCAACCCAAGGGGUCUGGGCCUGAGGCUGGGAUGGAGAGGCUGGGCAAGCCCCUGCCGAGGGUGGUCCUGCUCAGGGCUCGGCACCAGCCCAGCGCCCUCGCUGUGCUCCCGCUGUCUCCUGGAGUUUACCCAAGAAUUGGCCGAGGCCGCAUGUGCACGUGACACAGUCGUCAGGGGCGAUGUUAAUUAUCCAAACAUCUCCUUGGACGAACACUCGGCCAAGCUGAGUCGGUCACGCUCGUCGCGGAGCUCAUCCCAACGCGGGAGGCGCGCGGGCCAAACAGAGGUGACGCUCUGCUGCGCUUGGUCCUGGCCGAAGGAGACGGCCUGGUGACCGACCUAAAUACAGAGGGAAGCCUGGGCAACCGCGACCACGAAACCGUCACGUUCGCUGUCCAGCAUAAGGCAGACAGAUCUGACAGCAGGAGUGAAGUCCUGGAUGUCGCAAUGCAAAUGUCAGCAAGCUCAGGUCACUCGUAGGGCAAGUGCUGCGGGGCAGGGACUGCAGGCGAGAGGUGCGCCUGAAGAGUGGUUGUUCCUUACGGACACGAUCCUGGAAGCACAAAGGAAGUCUAUUCGCACGCAGAGAAAGCUCCCGGCAGGACGGGCACGGUGCCGGGCCCCGGUGGCUCCGCGUGCCGGCGAGCCGGAGCGAGCCGGCCCAGCCCCUGCGCGUGGCGGCUGGGCCGGCUGGCGCGGCGGGCGCGAUGGGGUUCGCGGCGGUGGACUACGCGAUCUUCGGGCUGGUGCUGGCGCUGUCGAUGGCCAUCGGGCUGUACUACGCGCUGAGCGGCGGGCGGCAGCGCACGGUGCGCGAGUUCCUGCUGGCCGACCGCAGCAUGGGCUGCCUGCCCGUGGCCCUCUCGCUGCUGGCCACCUUCCAGUCGGCCGUGGCCAUCCUGGGCGUCCCGGCCGAGAUCUACCGCUUCGGCACCGAGUACUGGUUCCUGGGCUGCUGCUACCUCCUGGGGCUGCUCAUCCCCGCCCACGUCUUCAUCCCCAUCUUCUACCGCCUGCAGCUCACCAGCGCCUACGAGUACCUGGAGCUGCGCUUCAACAAGACGGUGCGGGUCUGCGGCACCGUGACCUUCAUCUUCCAGAUGGUGAUUUACAUGGGAGUCGUUCUGUAUGCGCCGGCACUGACCCUCAAUGCAGUGACUGGCUUUGACCUCUGGGCUGCUGUGCUGACCAUGGGGCUCGUCUGCGCCCUCUACACCACCCUGGGUGGGCUGAAGGCCGUGAUCUGGACCGACGUGUUCCAGACGCUGGUGAUGUUCGUGGGGCAGUUGACCGUCAUCGUGGUGGGCACCCAGAAGGUGGGCGGCAUGGGGCGGGUCUGGCAGGUGGCAGCCGCCCAUGACAGGAUCUCAGGGAUUGACCUGAACCCAGACCCCUACGAGCGCCAUACCUUCUGGACCCUGGCCUUCGGCGGUGUCUUUAUGAUGCUGGCGCUGUACGGCGUGAAUCAGGCGCAGGUGCAGCGCUACCUCAGCUCCCGCUCGGAGAGGGAGGCUGUGCUCUCCUGCUACGCCGUGUUCCCCUGCCAGCAGAUUGUGCUGUCCCUCGGCUGCAUCAUGGGCCUCGUCAUGUUCGCCUACAACCAGGAGCACCCGCUCACAGCUGCCCAGAGCCUGGCCUCCCCCGACCAGAUGGUACUUUACUUCGUCAUGGACAUCCUGCAGGGCCUACCUGGCCUGCCCGGCCUCUUCGUUGCCUGCCUCUUCAGCGGCUCCUUGAGCUGUGUUGUUUCGGCUUCUAGCACCAUCUCCUCAGCCUUUAAUUCCCUGGCGACGGUGACCAUGGAGGACCUGAUCCGUCCCCACUUCCCCAGCCUCCGCGAGUCCCAAGCCACGCUGCUCUCCAAGGUGCUGGCUUUCAGCUAUGGCCUGGUGUGCCUGGGAAUGGCCUACAUCUCCUCCAUGAUGGGCUCCGUGCUGCAGGCUGCAAUCAGCAUCUUCGGCAUGGUGGGUGGCCCGCUGCUCGGCGUCUUCUGCCUCGGGAUGUUCUUCCCAUGUGCCAAUUCCCUGGGCGCGAUCGUGGGCCUGGCAGCAGGGCUGGCCAUGGCCUUCUGGGUCGGCAUCGGGGGCUUCGUGUUCAAUAUGAUGGCGUCGCCUGUGGCCCCCCCGGCAUCCAACAGUACCCACUUCCCCCCGAACGGCAACCUGACGACAGCUGUCAUGACGACCCUGCUGACCUCUACCACUGCCCCCCCAAGCCGCACGGGGCUCCACAAGUUCUACAGCCUGUCCUACCUGUGGUACAGCGCCCACAACUCCACCACCGUCAUCGUCGUGGGGCUGCUUGUCUCCUUCCUCACCGGCCCUAUGCGGGGAGAGGAUGUGGACCCACGCACCAUCUACCCUGUCCUGCUCAAGCUGUGCCACUGCCUGCCCCGCAGAUACCGGGCCCAGCUGAGCUGUGGGGUGGGCAGCUCCAUGCAGGACAUGAGCGGCACGGACCCAGCUGGCCUUGCUGGACAGAAGACCAGCAACGGACUGCCCAACGGGCCCCCGGUCGGUGUUGCUAGCUGCGAGGAGGGUGAAGGCUUCGCCCGUGCAGAUGCCGUUCCCACCUGUGUGGUGCAGGAGACAUCGUUCUGAGCUCAGGUGCAGGAGAUGCAGACGGGCUGUGGGGCUGGCACAGCCUUCCCUGCCUACACCCGUUGGGCCAGGCCUUGGCCCCAGACCAACAGGCCUGUGCUCCAUCCGUUCCAUCCCCCCGGGGGCUCCCGGGCCAGGGUCUGCAGUAGCCAGGGCUUCACAAGAGACCCAUCAAACACUGCGAACGGGGCUGGGAGCCAGCCUUGGUCCCAUCUCUGCACCCACUACAUGGAGUUAGGACCAAAGAUGGAGUUGGGCUCUUGCCCACCCCAAUAUAUGGGUGCACACGCAUGUGUACAUGCACACACAUGACUAGGAGCCAGUCAGAAGGGGGAGCUGGUUGCCAUGCAGCGCACUCUCCUGCCCCCGGGCCAUGAGCAUGGCCCCAGUAGACUUCUCCCCACCGCUGCCAUCCCCAACCCCCCGUUUCCCUCAAUAAAUGUUUUUGUGCA
Molecule: messenger RNA, 5091 nt
Organism: Alligator mississippiensis (American alligator)
Lineage: Eukaryota; Metazoa; Chordata; Crocodylia; Alligatoridae
Gene: SLC5A6
Product: solute carrier family 5 member 6
Exons: 16
Coding region: 2747-4639 (630 amino acids)
Biological process (GO): biotin transport; sodium ion transport; pantothenate transmembrane transport
Cellular component (GO): membrane
Molecular function (GO): sodium-dependent multivitamin transmembrane transporter activity
Source: RefSeq, a predicted model, not a curated record